Messenger RNA from Rotaria sp. Silwood2, 1749 nucleotides. The record is from the annotation of a GenBank genome assembly. Lineage: Eukaryota; Metazoa; Rotifera; Eurotatoria; Philodinida; Philodinidae.
AUGUCACCGCAAGCAUCAUGCCAGAAAAUGGUGACAAAAUCGUCAGAUGUCGAAGCACGAACAAGACCAAAACCUCAUCAUCGUCGUGAUCAAAAAUUAUGUACAACAGAACGUCUCCCAGCAUUAUUUACAUCGGCUCUUUUAUUUAUCACUUCAUUCACUUAUUGGUUAUGUAUUUUACCAGAGAUUAUAAAUCUUUUGCCAUCAUAUUUACCAAUUCUUAUUUUACAUUGUAUUUUAUUUGUUCUUGUUGCUGCAAAUUUCCUUCUUGCAACAUUUAUGGACCCAGGCAUCUAUGAACAAUCAUUGAAAAAAGAACAUACAAAUAUAAGUUUUUAUGUUCGUCCAUUAAAACGAAAAGGAAUUUUUGAUACAGAUGAUGAUGAUGAUGAUACAUAUGAACCUCCAGCACGUAUUGUUCAUAUAAAGCAUGGAUUAAUUCAUAUGAAAUAUUGUCGAACAUGUAAAUUUUUUCGACCACCACGAUGUUCACAUUGUUCCACUUGUGAACGAUGUAUUGAUACAUUCGAUCAUCAUUGUCCUUGGAUAAAUAAUUGUGUUGGUCGUCGUAAUUAUCGUUAUUUUUUUCAAUUUUUAUUUUUACUCUGUAUUCAUAUGACAUUUAUAUUUAUAUUUUGUUUAUAUUACGUUCUACAUGAACGUCAUCAUCAAAUAAUAACACCAAAUAUUCUUUCGGAUUCAUAUGAUUUAUUAGUUCCAACUGAUGAUAAUGAACUAUUAACAUCAACUGAUUUAACAAAAACAAAAUUUAUUGGUUUUUCUGAUUAUCGAUUUAUAAUUUGUAUUAUUUUACUUGUACUAGUUGGUCUUUUUUCAAUACCAGUUUUUGGUUUAACUGGUUUUCAUAUAUUUCUUAUUGGAAAAGGUCGUACAACAAAUGAACAAGUAACAGAAAAAUUUCAUGAUCAACAUGAUGCAUUUAGUAAAGGUCUUGUGAAAAAUAUUGUUUAUUUUUGUUGUCAAUCAUUAUAUCCACAAUUAAAAGCACCAAAAAUAAAACGUUAUAAUGUUGAAUUAUUUGAAAAAAUGGCAUAUGAAAAUUAUCGUUUAUCAAAUGGAAAGAAAAAAUCAACAAAAAAAAAUGAAACAAAAACAACUUAUGAUAAAAUAAAAGAAAAUGAUAAAAAACAACAACCAAGACGUAAAAAGAAAAAAAUUAAUCAUAAUGAUAAUAGAGAUAAAAAUACAAUACCUAAUAUUCAUGUUAAUCCACUCGAUGAAAAAACUUCUAAACCUAGAACAAAAACUAAUAAUAAACCAAUUAAAAUUCCUGUACAACAACCAACUUCAUCAAGUUCACAUUCAUCUUCAUCUUCAUCAUCUCCAAUUCAAUCAAUAAAAAAUCAAUCAAAAUCUAAAACAAAUAUACGUCAUAGUUCAUCUAAUAUGUCAUUAUCAUCACGUUAUUCAUAUGAUAAUAUAAAUGAGAAUGAAGAAUAUAUGUUUGACAUUCAUGGUAAUCGUCAACGACCAUUACCUUCAACACCUAUGGAUUUAAAUUCAAAUCAUAAACAAACAACGAGAAUGAAUACAAUAAAUAAUGAUGUUCAAGGUGAUGCAACAUCAACAACAAGCGCUUUAACACUACGCACAGAAUCUUAUCGACAAGCACAUCCAUUACAAUCAUUUGCUUUUGAUUAUCCAAAACGACCAUUAAUAUCUCAAUCAAUAUCAAGAAAAGAUAAUCAAAAUGGAACUAAUAAUAAAAAUUAUGAAAUAGCUGUUUAA